This is a messenger RNA of Daldinia vernicosa, 953 nucleotides long. RefSeq lists its product as uncharacterized. Gene Ontology annotation, molecular function: protein folding chaperone. The transcript has 3 exons. The record is from RefSeq and is a predicted model, not a curated record. The coding region runs from base 245 to 592 and encodes 115 amino acids. Gene Ontology annotation, biological process: protein insertion into ER membrane. Gene Ontology annotation, cellular component: endoplasmic reticulum membrane. NCBI's taxonomy places the organism in Eukaryota, Fungi, Ascomycota, Sordariomycetes, Xylariales, Hypoxylaceae.
GUGGCUUCAUCGCACAAAGGUGGGGAGGAAAAAGGUAAGAAAGCCCAGCCCGCUAAAAAGGGGUUAGCGUCGAGCGGCAUCCUGGUCCGACCCUGCAGCACCAGAGCACCUGGAUUUAGGCCUAACUGGGAAUUGCAGCAUGCAUCUCAACGACAUCGCAUCUUUGUUAAGCUUCCAUCUAUUAUACUAAUAUUAGGCACCCAACUACAACUACAAAUACCAUACCACCCAGGAGAAGGGAAAUAUGUCCGCUAAGAAGGAUAUGCGACGGCCGGACCUGGUCGUCCCGUACCAGGAGCCCGCCCCCAAGUCCGGCGACAGCGCCGAGAUAUCCUCGACCCUAUCCUCCACUCUCCCCAUGGCCGCCAUCUUUACGCGGAACAGGUAUAUCGGCUGGGCCUCGGUCGUCAUCAGCAUCCAGAGCUGGCUCGGCGAGAGCGAGGAGGCCAGCAAGAGCAGCGCCAGCACUCCCGGGUACUUCACCAUUGGCAUGUCAGCCAUGGCCCUCGCCGUAACCUACCUCCCCAUGUUCCUUCCGCCGGCGCCGAACCAAGCCACCAACACCGGGCCCGCGGCCCCAGCCGCUGCUUAGGGAUAUAUCUACCUAAUGUAGUAAUACGAGGUCCACGAUAACAAGCUAAAACAGGCCUUCCUGCUUAUACAUAGGAAAGGGGGGGAAGGGGGGACCUUAGCAAGAAUAGGAAACCCUCAAAAGACCCGGGAGAAUAAUUGUAAGACCAUCGAAGGAGGCGGGAUAAUGUAGUAAUUCACCUAAACCAAAGAGACACGUAACCGCACCGGGGUUUCACCCAAGAGCCGGAUUAUGGCAGAAGUGAUGUCAGAUUUAUUACCCAAGCUUCGAGAUUCGGGUCUUGUAAAUAUAUACAUACCUAAAGCAUGAGCAUAAACUUGGUCUCAUAAUUAAUUAAUUUCAAAAUCAUAUUUGAAGUAAA